AUGCUACUUUCGAGGUCCCUUUGCGUGGCCUUGCUAGCCUCGUUCAGCUUUCUUUUUGAUGGAGCGCAGGGAAGAAAAAUUAUCGGCUAUCGGACAGUUGACGAGGAAGAAGCCGACUUGAUUAAUUUUUUCAACAAGCCGUACAGAGAUACCCUGUACGACCGCAGUCGGAGAUACUAUCGUCAAAUAGGAAACGGCUUUUACAUGGUAAACGAGCCUGCUGGCUGGCUGCGUAAACGAUGGGAUUGGUAUUGUGUCAUCGAAGCGGAGAUUGACAAGAUUGAAAAAGCGGCCAAAGUAUACAUCCCGGAAUACUAUGGACGCACGACUCGAAAAGGUCGGACUAAACAAACGCUGUUAUGGGAAUCACCCGAAGAAGUCUUCGUGGAUUACAUCGACUCGUUGGAUAUCCCCGAGCCCGACGAAGCGCUACGAUUUUCCUGGAUCGUAGAACACAGUUGGAAGAUGCAGAUGGUUAUCCCAACCAAGGUACUGAAUAGGGAUGAUCUGGGGCUAUGGGCUAAAUGCUAUCAGACACGGCAAGAGCUAUUGGAUUAUUCGAAUGAGGUUGUUGAGUGGGGGACCUGGGGCAUUGAGGGCAAUCCUGGAUUACCGAGAAGGAUGUCGAAAUAA
This is a messenger RNA of Drepanopeziza brunnea f. sp. 'multigermtubi' MB_m1, 633 nucleotides long. RefSeq lists its product as uncharacterized. NCBI's taxonomy places the organism in Eukaryota, Fungi, Ascomycota, Leotiomycetes, Helotiales, Drepanopezizaceae. The record is from RefSeq and is a predicted model, not a curated record.